UGGAGUUACAUUUAUGUUUGACAUUUAUUCCAAGUAGUAACACUACUAUUCUCAUAGAUCGCUUACGUGCCUAUGCCGGACAUAUCUUUAGCACAACGUUCCUGGUUCGUUCGUAACAUUAUACAUCAAUUCGUUUCAGAAAGUGCUUAGUAUUGAACCUAAAGUUGAUGCAAAGUUGUCGAAUUAGGCGCUGCUGUCUUCGUUUGACGAAGCGAAGUACUAAGCACGCUCUGCCGACAAAUCUAAGUGUAUUCGGGCUGACUUGAUGGCAGCUUCUGAUAAAGCCAAUGAAGUGGCUCGGUUCUGCCAAAGGAUUUAGUAGUCAAUGGUGUACCGUUUCUUUAUUUGCUAUCGACACACAAAGAAAACCUGAGUGCAAGUGACAAAUGAGAUGAUUCAGCUAAUCGACAAUGCGAACAUUAGUGUUUCUAUAAGCAACAUAAAGAGCUGAAGUUUUGGUAUCAUGUUGGUGUCAGCAGCAAGUCCGACCGGGCGGUCGUUGUCUGCCAUGUUCCGACGGAGAAAUCUAUCGUCUUCAUCGGCCCCCACGAGUCGCCCAGAGAAGCAGUCGCUGACGUCAGGCCCACCCCCUCCUGCGACCAUCGUCCCUCGUUCGGCAGACGGCCCACGCCCCCCCGGGUGGAAUGGCCAGCCCAGGAGGCAUGGCUCCAGCAGGUUCAACGUCAACAGUCACAACCAGGAGCUGGUCAAGCUACCGCCUAUCAAAGACGCCCCAGCAGCAGAAAGAGAACAGCUAUUCGUCCAGAAACUGCGGCAAUGCUGUUUGCUGUUCGACUUUGCGGACGAGCCCCUGUCCGACCUGAAAUGGAAGGAGGUGAAGCGAGCCGCGUUGUUAGAAAUGGUGGAAUACGUUACGUCACAGAGAGGCGUCAUCACAGAAGCUAUAUACCCAGAGGCGGUUAAUAUGUUCGCAAUAAAUCUAUUCCGGACGUUACCGCCGUCGUCCAACCCGAACGGUGCGGAAUUCGACCCAGAAGAGGACGAGCCCACACUAGAAGCGGCCUGGCCGCACUUACAACUGGUCUACGAGCUGUUCCUGAGGCUGCUGGAGUCGCCAGACUUCCAGCCCAAUGUCGCUAAGAAGUACAUAGACCAGAAGUUUGUAUUACAGUUACUAGAGCUAUUCGACUCUGAAGACCCGCGGGAGAGAGAUUUCCUAAAGACCACACUACACAGGAUAUACGGCAAGUUCCUAGUAUUGCGGGCGUACAUUAGGAAACAGAUCAAUAAUGUAUUCUAUAGGUUUAUAUACGAGACUGAACAUCACAACGGCAUUGCGGAGCUACUGGAGAUCCUCGGCUCCAUCAUUAACGGGUUCGCGUUGCCGUUAAAAGAGGAACAUAAAAUGUUCCUUCUCAGGGUACUAUUACCCCUGCACAAAGUGAAGUCGCUGUCGGUUUACCACCCCCAGCUGGCGUACUGUGUGGUCCAGUUCUUAGAGAAGGACCCCUCGCUCACACAACCUGUAGUUAGGGCAUUAUUGAAAUACUGGCCGAAGACGCACUCGCCCAAGGAGGUGAUGUUCCUGAACGAGAUGGAGGAGAUCCUGGACGUGAUCGAGCCCGCGGAGUUCCAGAAGAUCAUGGAGCCGCUGUUCCGGCAGCUCGCCAAGUGCGUCUCCAGCCCGCACUUCCAGGUGGCAGAGCGAGCGUUAUACUACUGGAACAACGAGUACAUAAUGUCACUGAUAUCGGACAACGCCACACACAUACUGCCGAUCAUGUUCCCGUCGCUGUACCGGAACACGAAGAGCCAUUGGAACAAAACUAUACAUGGAUUGGUUUAUAACGCGCUCAAGUUGUUUAUGGAAAUGAACCAGAAGCUGUUCGAUGAGUGCACGCAGCAGUAUAAGCAAGAGAAACAGAAAGAACGGGAGCGGAUGGCGCUGCGCGAGGAGAUCUGGCAGCAGCUGGAGCACCGCGCCGCCGCCAGCCCCGCCGCGCCGCUCGAGACAAAGAAGCCGGGCUACAACGCCAGCAAGCCGCUGCUGCGCAAGAAGUCCGAGCUCCCCGCCGACAGCAGCACGGUGAAGGCGCUCAGCGAACACAAGCGGGCGGACGUCUACCUCGCCACGCCGCCUGACGUCAACCAGUGCUAGCGCCCGCUGCGUCACUACCACCGGGACUGUAGCAAGAAAUAUUUAUGAAGCACACGGAGGCCAAUUCAGCUAAAGGAAGGUACGUCAGCCGCGGCAGUAUACGUCAAAACCAUUCCACUACAGUACCACCCGCAAUGAUUUAUCUUUUUAUAUACUUUUUUAGCCGAAACGUGGUCACUUCUAGAUAUAAAUAGUUUAUGUUAUCGGAGCCAUAAAUAUAACUUAACUAUAAUUUAUUUUAAAAACCAAAUAUGCAUUAUUUGAUCAUAGGUUCGAUGUAUUUUUUUUUUUUGUAUAUUGAUUGUCUUUAAACUGAUCAUGUUUAACAAAAUUUUUGUGCAUUUAAACCAAAAUUAUACACAACUAAAUAUUUUAAGAUAUAUUUACUCUGUUUUUCACAAUCGUGCGGAAAUAGAUAAUUUAAAUUAACAAAUUCAUAAAAUAAUUACGUAAUAUUCAUUUAAAUAGGAUUAUUAUGACAAAAGAGAUCACCUUUAUAGAUGUCGAAUUUUAAGUUAGGUAACAAUUGAGGAGGGCCUAAUGGGGCUUAAAGAGGGACAGAAAUAGAAGAGUUUAAUUUAAAUCCCUCCUAUAUGGUUCACUUAGGUUAAUAUAAGUUAACAUGCCUUUCUGCCUAAGAAUUAAUUAUAUUUUGUUUACUAACUCACAGUAAUGCAUUUGAUGUUAGGAAUUACGUGAAAUUAAUCAGUUAGAUCACGCUUAGAAAAAUAUUAAACUUACCUACAUUAUAAACCAACUCGUAAAACCAUUGGCCUUGUAAGCAUUUUUUAAAACGACAAUUUUCCAUGUGUAACGCGUAGGAUCGUAUUGGGUAUUCAGCCUUUUUCUAUCACACACCUUUAGCGCGAAAGAGAUGGGAGAAUUAUUCGUUACUUACGCGUAACGCAGUGGACUCGCUAACCAAAAAGUAACUCGUAAUAAGUAAACGUUUUCACUGGUCCAUGGCAUAUCGUAGAUUUUACUUAGUACAUUUUUUAUAACGAUCGUGUUAACGAUUACAAAUGUGACUAAAACUUAUGUUUUUCCGAUGACAGUUUGGUAUUUAAAAGGCGUUUAGAUUUUUAGUUACUCUGAUCAUUUUAAUUGUUAGAUAUUAAUAUGUGGGCGAAAUCAUGAGUGGAUCUCAAGAGUGGUUAAAAGCACUUAUUUAUUGUUAACUGUUUUAGGUGGAUUCGUGCACGGCAUUUUUUAAUUGAACACUUUUUCUUUUCUUUGUCUUAUUUAACCAAGACACCGACCGCAACUGUUUUAAAUCUUUGCAUUAGUAGACGACAAUAAUUCAAUGUUUUAAUUCGUUGUACGCUGCGUGACGAAAGUUGUAGCGGGUAUUCAAUGUUAAUCAACAUUAGAUUAUAUCCGUCUCUGUCACAAAUCUUACGUGCGUGAGAGAGAAAACGAAUACGUGGGUAUCCUAUUUUUUAACACACAAAAUAUUUGUGAUUUGUUUGCUCAACACUGCAGACGAUCUUCUAUAGGAGUCUGAGUAAAUCAAGAAAUGAGCCAUUGAAUGUGAAUGAGCCACAGAAUGACUAGCCAUUUCUUUUGCGCAUAAAGUUUGCGAAUGAGAAAGAUUGAACGCACGCUAACCUACGCGUCACGCAGCAGACCACUAGCGGUAUUUACGAUCGUUUGAGCCGCACUAGUGUCUUAUAGAAUAUAGCUUUCAUAAGUUUGUAUUGUAUUUUUUUGUUUAGGCAAAGUUACGAAGAACAUCACGUUAAAUUGGAUCUCAAUCUGAUAUGUUAUGUUUAUUUUAAACAAUUGUGUAUAUAAAAGGGACACGAACCUUUUUUAUUUGUUGCUGAUGUUUCAUCCGUGAUGGAUGUAACUCCAUAGCAACAUGAGGUACGUGCCACCCAUUGCUAUACAGUAAAAUUUGCCCAAACCGCCUUACAAUUUCCAUGUUGGCAUGUACUACCGUAGCUUGACUAUAUAUAAUUGUUAACUAUUUUAACUUAGAUCGGAUUGUACAUUUUUCUAUGGACACAUGUAUGUUUUGUAUGUAUUCCGCCGUUCGCUACCAGACAAAAUUGUUAAAUAUUCAUCAAUAUAUUGAUAUGUUGAAGUGUAAGCUAGAAACACACACAUAUAUAAUAAAAUUAGACCUGUAUGUGUUUUAUGUAUUCGAUAUUAAUCAUCCAAUCAGAGUUGGGCCUGCGUAAUAGGUCGUGGCCCAUAUUCCUUGUCGAUCUAUAUGCAAACUCGCAUUGUAGAAUGGCUGAAUAUCAUGAUGAUAUAUUAAAAUCAUUUUUAUAUCACAUAGCAAAUAAAAGUUCUGGGACUCGUAUUGAUGCAUAUCGCUAUUGUGGUGUAGAAGUUCAUACAAUGAAUUCGUGUUUCUAGCUCAUACAUUAAUCGUGUACAAAAUUAGGCAUGAGAUUAGUAACCAAUGGGAAUACAUACUAGUAAUGCUAGUUAUGGAUAUUUAACUGUGGUUUGUAAAACAUAGCUUGAUCCAUGUGAUAGGUGACAUUAGUAUGAAAAUAAGUCUCUGUCGCUCUCAUUACGUUCAUUUUGUCAAGCUAUAUUUUACACACUAUCAAAUAUCAGAAAAAUUAAUCAGAAAUGUUUACUUUUCAGAAAACAAAAUUAUAAAUCAUGUAAAAAAUAAUUUGUACCAAUUGCGCAUUUCGGGAGAUUUCUAUCCAUUUCAGCAUCAUAAAUUAUUUUCAUUUAUUUAAUUCAUGAUUUUCUUUCUUCUAUUGUGUUUUAUAAAAAUAUUACUCGUUUGUUAUAGGGAUAGUUUCAUUUUAUUUUUUUUAAAACCAGAUUCACAAUUAAAAAAACUGAAAGUGAUGUCUAAAUUUAUCGUGACUAUAUUAACUAUACAUAGCAAAGGUUUAGCUGUAAGUAGGUUAGGUAUGUACAGUCAAUGGUGUCUGGUAGCGCUAGAGCCAACGACUAUACUCCAUUUGUUUAGAUAAAUAAAUAUAAACAAUUUUGAUAUUUCUUUUCAUUGCAACGUAGAACAGAAAAAACUAUAGACAUCGUCAGAUGUUCCAUUUAGUCAUACAUGAAAGAGAAUAUACUAAAAUAUAAGAGAAGCGGGACAAAUAGUUGAUUUGUCCCGUUGCAGGUAGGCGUGAAAUUUGUAAUUCUAUCUUAUCUGGUAGCCACAUAAGAUAGAACUACAAAUUUCACUUGUCUGUAGUUUUCACUUGUCACCGCUCACUUGUCUGUAGUUUUUUCCGCUCUACCUAUUGAAAUAUACGCUUCAUAAAUUAAUAUUGACAAAAAUGUAAUUUAUAUUAUUGUUAAUUAGUAAUUUGCAAGGAUAUUGAUUUGUAAAGUGUAAUAGGACACGUGAAUAUUGUUUACCUUUAAAUAUCUAAAUAAAUGGAGUAUAACUAGGUCUAGCAGUUAUUUUAUAACGGUUAAUAUAACUUUAUAUUGUAUAGGGAAUUUUCGCAAUACGCUUCUGGCAAGCGGACAUUUUGUAUAAAAUUUUGAUACCCGUAUCUUGUUGAUGAUUUGAAGAUGAUCCGCUGAAAUCAAUUAUCGAUAUUAUUUAUUUAGUAACUGAUGAUGAAAUAUUUAUUUUUGUAGGAGUUGGAACGACGUUUUUAUACGUGAACAUAGCUCAUCUAAAUAUAGUUUGAUCUUUUAAGUUAUGCAAAUGACAAUUUAAUGUACAAAUGUGACAUUCCAAGAGCAUUUUUCCCACUGAAUAAUAUCAAAGCUGAUCGCUUCAAAUUAUUGACAUAAUACGAUCCUACGGGGAUCAGUUUUCAGGAUGGCAAAAUUGUAUCAUUCAUUAUAAGACAAUAAAUUGAGUAUUGCCGAUCGGAAUUUUUUUUUCUCAUGCAGUCCGACUAUCUUUCUCGAAUAUAUAAGGCUUGAGACACUUAUUUUUAAUAGUUCAAAGACCACAAAAUGGAAAAAAAAGAACUAAUUUUAGCAGCCUUGUGUCCGCUGUGUUACGCAUAGUUACAACGAAUAAUCUGUGGUCCACCUAAGUUGUGUGAGACUGAAUAUUCGUCGUAACUAAGAGUGAUGAUCGCCGUUCAUGUCUUGCCUAGGCUAAAAAAUAUUAAAAUAAAUUAGCUAUUAAUGUUGACCUAACCACGAAAGAAGGCCCGUGGAUGAGGAACUAUCAAUAGGCCACAUUGUUGUUUCCAUCGACAGUAGCGCCACCUUUGUGGGACAUCUUUUGUUUGACGGACUUUACAAAGAUUUCAACACAACUUUGGCUGCGCAAAAUGAGUACAACAUGCCGCCAUAAAACUGAUCUUCGUAAUUUAGCGUGACAGUCACCAGCUAUCGCGCUGUAAAUGUCUUGUUGACGCGAAAGCGACCUCACCCAUCAUUUGCAAGCUGUUCUACAAAUUGAUAAAUUUUGUAUAAAUAUUUAUAACGAUAAUGUAACUGUUGAAAACAAAUAUUGUAACAGAUGACAUAUUAUAAGGUGCUUAUGAUUAUCGUUAUAAUACAAUGUUGUGCAUAUAA
Plodia interpunctella (Indianmeal moth) is the source of this 6586-nucleotide messenger RNA. RefSeq names its product serine/threonine-protein phosphatase 2A 56 kDa regulatory subunit delta isoform-like. The coding region runs from base 464 to 2119 and encodes 551 amino acids. Lineage: Eukaryota; Metazoa; Arthropoda; Insecta; Lepidoptera; Pyralidae. Gene Ontology annotation, molecular function: protein phosphatase activator activity. The record is from RefSeq and is a predicted model, not a curated record. Gene Ontology annotation, biological process: signal transduction; protein dephosphorylation. Gene Ontology annotation, cellular component: protein phosphatase type 2A complex; nucleus; cytosol. The transcript is spliced from 12 exons.